UUGUCAGUAUUGUUUUGUAUUUGUGCAAUGAUUAUUCUAAUAUUUCAAAAGUUGAUUAAACGAUUGAGCUAGUGCAUAGUGAAGUGUUAAAUAUCUAAUAUAAGUGAGGAUUGUUUACAACUACCCUAAAUACACAGAACGACAGGAUCGAGUACGCCCGCCAAGUCACCUCUCGGAGGCGACUCAAAAGGUGUCAAUUCAAAUUCGUCGGUGCAAGGUGCCUGCGCGAGUGCCAGCGGAGGCAGCGCCAACAAUGGCGGCGCAAUGGGGCCAAAUUCAGGAGGUCAUCAGGCUGCAAAUCAGAGCGGAAAGCCAGGACAAGCUAAUGCAAAAGGAGAACAUCCCUCGAUGGCCUUUCUGCAAAACAGAAGCGUGUCGCUUGUGGACAUGUAUAUAGAUAACAGCGAACCGUCGGAGAAUGUCGGCCAAAUACAUUUCUCGCUCGAAUACGACUUCCAAAACACAACGCUGGUAUUGAGAAUAUUGCAGGGCAAAGAGCUACCUGCAAAAGAUCUUUCCGGUACGUCGGACCCGUACGUCAGAGUCACUCUAUUGCCUGACAAAAAACACAGGCUGGAAACUAAAAUAAAACGUCGGACGCUCAACCCUAGAUGGAACGAAACUUUCUACUUUGAAGGUUUUCCGAUACAGAAGUUGCAGUCUAGGGUUCUGCAUUUACACGUUUUUGAUUACGACAGAUUCUCGAGAGAUGAUUCCAUAGGAGAAGUAUUCUUGCCUUUGUGCCAGGUGGAUUUCAGUGAAAAACCGUCGUUUUGGAAGGCGCUUAAGCCUCCCGCAAAAGAUAAAUGUGGUGAAUUACUUUGUUCUCUGUGCUAUCAUCCCAGUAACAGCAUACUGACGUUGGGUCUACUCAAAGCGCGAAACCUGAAAGCCAAGGAUAUUAAUGGCAAAUCAGAUCCGUACGUAAAAGUAUGGCUGCAGUUCUCCGACAAACGCGUCGAGAAACGUAAAACAGCUAUCUUCAAAUGCACCCUUAAUCCAGUGUUCAACGAUUCGUUCAGCUUCAACGUGCCGUGGGAGAAGAUUCGCGAAUGCUCCCUCGAUGUCAUGGUCAUGGACUUCGACAAUAUUGGACGGAACGAACUGAUAGGGAGGAUAUUGUUAGCAGGUAAAAAUGGCUCAGGGGCAUCUGAAACGAAACAUUGGCAAGACAUGAUCACGAAACCUCGACAAACCAUCGUUCAAUGGCACAGGUUAAAGCCCGAAUAAGUUAAGAUUACUUUAAAAAUACGAAAUCACAUAUGUAUGUUCGAGGGUCAGCACGAAUUUAUAUUUUUGAGAAAUUUUGGAGACAAUACUGAAGCAGUUAGGAAGAUUGGAUGAAACCUAGAUAUCUGCUUUUGUUUUAUAGAAUGGAUUCAAGUAGGCCAAAGAAAGCUAUUUUAGGAAAUUUUGAAGAUUGAUUUCAGAAAUAUUGGAUUGCCAAACCUACAUAUAGGGCAAAAGAUUAAUACAUGAUUUUACCUAGGUAAUACAAACCGUAAGAAAUCAAUAUUGCACC
Ctenocephalides felis (cat flea) is the source of this 1522-nucleotide messenger RNA. RefSeq names its product synaptotagmin-7 (gene Syt7). NCBI's taxonomy places the organism in Eukaryota, Metazoa, Arthropoda, Insecta, Siphonaptera, Pulicidae. The record is from RefSeq and is a predicted model, not a curated record. Gene Ontology annotation, molecular function: SNARE binding; phosphatidylserine binding; calcium ion binding. The transcript has 10 exons. Gene Ontology annotation, biological process: cellular response to calcium ion; regulation of calcium ion-dependent exocytosis; calcium-ion regulated exocytosis. Gene Ontology annotation, cellular component: synapse; membrane; axon. Bases 265 to 1230 code for a protein of 321 amino acids.